Messenger RNA from Colias croceus (clouded yellow), 729 nucleotides. RefSeq names its product 39S ribosomal protein L17, mitochondrial (gene mRpL17). Bases 80 to 661 code for a protein of 193 amino acids. The transcript is spliced from 2 exons. Gene Ontology annotation, biological process: translation. Gene Ontology annotation, molecular function: structural constituent of ribosome. Lineage: Eukaryota; Metazoa; Arthropoda; Insecta; Lepidoptera; Pieridae. Gene Ontology annotation, cellular component: ribosome; mitochondrial large ribosomal subunit. The record is from RefSeq and is a predicted model, not a curated record.
UGUCCGUAAAAAUAACCUUAAAUUUUUAAUGAACGCAAGUUUGGGAAAAUUGUACUAUUUUUAUUACAAAUAAUCAAAGAUGAACCAGGCUGAUGUUACUAAAUUAGUUUCUAAGUUACGAAUCAAGAUACCUCCUAAACAUCGCCGGCUCAGUGAUCCACAGGGUCCCGAGGGAAGAAUAAAUAAACUUCGUAAAACUGUAACUGGAUUGUUUAAAUAUGAGAGAAUUGAGCUUAAUUAUAAUAGAGCUGAUGAAGCGCGCCAGUACGCUGAACGGUUAAUUGCAGAAGCAAUCAAUCAUGGGGAUUGUCAUAAGUCUACUAUGGAAAUGGCUAACUACUGGCUACUUGAAAAAGAAUUAGUUCAUAAACUAUUCAAAGUUCUAGUUCCUCGUUUUGAAAAUAGUAACUCUGCUUAUACUAGGAUGUUAAAAGCACCACGUCCUGCAUAUGGACGAAAUAUAGACAAAGCUGUCUUAGAAUUACGAGGGAAUCCUUUUCCAUCAUUACAAAAUAAACAAUCCAACAAUAGACAACUACUUCAAAAUGUACUUCUUGAUGCAGCAAAGUAUGAUUACAGACAAGCAAAGUAUGCUGAAAUGGCAGAGAAAAUUUCUAAAUCUGAAGAAAACCAGCCGAAAGAAAAUAAAACUACAGAUUAAACUAAUACAAUAUUUGUUGAUUAAUCUUUAUUAUUUAAGUAAUAGAAUAUAGUGUAUUGCAUAGAUUA